Coffea eugenioides is the source of this 927-nucleotide messenger RNA. RefSeq lists its product as uncharacterized. The transcript has 4 exons. The record is from RefSeq and is a predicted model, not a curated record. Bases 86 to 793 code for a protein of 235 amino acids. Lineage: Eukaryota; Viridiplantae; Streptophyta; Magnoliopsida; Gentianales; Rubiaceae.
UGUCCAUCUGCAGUUCUUCUCGUCCUUGUGACGAUUCUCAUCGUAUUAGCUUUAAGAUAUAUUUCAUUCUCAAGAAAUCUUUAAGAUGACAGAUGCAGUUUGGAAGGCCGUCCAUAUGGAAAUCAUUGUGCAUAUCAUUGGGAACGCUAUAGCUAAAAUGAUACUACUGCUUGGCAAGUUCAUAGAGAAGAUGGAUGCAAGUUUGAAGGCCAUGGAUGUGGUGAUGCAAAUCAUUUUUAAUAUCAGUGGGAAGGCUAUAACUGAAAUGAUACCACAGCUUGGCAAGUUCACAGAGAAGAUUUUGGACGCAAGUUUAAAGGCCAUGGCUAUGGUGAUGCAAAUCAUUAUGACUAUCGUUACGAAGACUACAGCUGAUAUGUAUCGACUGCUUGGCAAGUUCAGUGAGAAGGUGGAGGGCAUAGCAUUUGAAAGGGCUGCAAAUCUAUCAGUGGACGCAGGGACGAGUUACUUGGGCUUGGGAUCUGAUAUGCAAUUGCUGUCCAGGAAUCUGAACGCACUGAGGAGCAGAGCAUCUGACAUAAAUGAGGCUGUGGAGAGAGCCGAGUUGUCCGGACGACAGAAGGGGAAAACUGAGGUCAAACAUUGGCUGGAGGAAGUAGAAACAUUAUUAGAUAAUGAUUUCAUUGCAUUACAGAGAAGGGAACAACAGGGGGGGAUUUUGAACCGUUUGUUGAUUGGAGGCCAUGCCAGAAAGAUGAAAAAUCAGGCGGAUGAAUUAACUGAUCAAAGCCGGCAUUUUAAUGGACUUCUGCUUGAAAAAACAGGAGAAUGAAAGCCCGGAAAAUCAGGAGAAGUUGGAGAAACUUCUAUUGAUGAUAAAAUUAAUGGGACUGUUAUUUGGAUGAACAUCCAAGUAGGGUUAGAUCUCCUUCAAGAGAUAUGCAGAUUUUUUUUUUUUUUUGGUUA